Molecule: messenger RNA, 1897 nt
Organism: Ixodes scapularis (black-legged tick)
Lineage: Eukaryota; Metazoa; Arthropoda; Arachnida; Ixodida; Ixodidae
Product: 2-acylglycerol O-acyltransferase 1
Exons: 6
Coding region: 360-1376 (338 amino acids)
Source: RefSeq, a predicted model, not a curated record
GGUUCGGCCUGCCAGCCAGCCGCUCUACCAGUGAAAAGGGCACGGCCAGUGGCAAACACGCCCAUUCCACAACCGGCGCAUUGAUAACGCCAAGCGGUAUCUCCAGACGAAGAAACACGGCCGCAGCAGAUCCGUCUCCGUCGUGCUCGUCGUCUUGUAACAGAGGAAAAUUCUUCGUCUAAAGAAUCGAUAUUCGUUUCCACAUUGGAAAGGCGACGCGCAGGAUUCGAGAAGUAAAGGGAGCGUUUCAAGGUCGAGCGUUUUUGGGCACUUGGACAAAGGGCUUAGGGGCAGAGGUUUUUCCGAAGUGGGACUCUUUGCAUGGGGAAAAGACAACAUUUUGCAGUGUUUCAAGUACCAUGAGGGCGUUGGGCGUCGAGUUCGCACCUCUCAACAUACCGCUCAGGCGGCGGAUGCAGACGCUGGCGGCGUUGUUCUGCGCGUUCCUCUUCUUCCUCAACGUCGUCUGGGGCGCGGCACUCUUCGCGUACCUGCUCUUCUUCACGUCCUUCUACUACGUCCCGCUGCUGUACACCAUCUGGUUGGUCUACGACUUCAAGAGGCCCAAGCGCGGCGGACGCCCCAACGGCUGGGUGCGUCGGUGGCUCGUCUGGAAGUACGCCGGAGAGUACUACCCGGUGAGCCUGGUGAAGACGGGCGAGCUGGACCCCAACCGCAACUACAUCUUCGGCUACCAUCCGCACGGCAUCUCUUGCGUGGGUGCCUUCCUCAACUUCGGCACGGACGCUACGGGCUUCAGCGAGCUUUACCCCGGCAUCACGACGGUGCUGCUCACGCUCAACGUAAACGUCCACUGUCCUUUCUCGAGGGAACUCUGCCUGCUUUGCGGUCUUAUCUCGGCGGACCGGAACAGUCUGCAGUGGACCCUGACGAAGCAGGGCGGGGGCAAUGCGGCAGUCAUUGCCGUCGGCGGUGCCCAAGAGGCCCUGGACGCUCACAAGGGCAUGUCCGUGCUGACGCUCAGGAACCGCAAGGGAUUCGUCCGCUGCGCACUGCAAUGCGGGGCCGACCUAGUGCCAGUUUUCUCCUUCGGUGAGAACGACAUCUACUACCAGGCGAAGAAUCCACCGGGCUCGAGGCUACGCCGGUUCCAGGAAGAGAUGAAGGCCUUGACGGGAUUCUCACCCGUCAUCUUUCACGGAAGAGGCAUAUUUCAGUACAACUUCGGCUACGUACCUUUCCGGGAGAGAAUCGUCACCGUGGUGGGAAAACCACUUGGAGUGCCCAAAAUAGAAAACCCAACGGCGGAGGACGUCUCCUUCUGGCACGAAAAGUACAUCACAGCGUUGACAGAGCUCUUCGAAGAACACAAGGCAAAGUGCGGUGCUAAGGACGCCUCUCUAACCGUGCUGUGAAUGAAAAACGACGCUGCAGUCAAUCUUUCGUCACACGUCCAUGGUACACCGCGACGUCAAUGUGGGACGUAUUUCCUCCUGUUUUGCCAACUCUAAGCAUUAUGUUGAGUGAAUGAGUAAGGCGAAUGGACGGGCGGACUGACCCAAGUGCGGAUGCUUUAUUGACAUCCCGUUUGGACACACGCAGCAACCAGGUCGGGCUUCAGACAUAUGGUCGUCCUUAGCCCAUGCUGUACUUUUUGAUUUUCGCGCACUUCAGAAGCUUGAUUAUGUUAAAAGGCGCCCGAACUCCAUGGUGUUUCGUAAAUCAGAAAUUGGGAUCCUCCGCUUUCGGAGUAUGUUUCUCUUGGAAUUCGUAGAGUGUUUAUUGGAGUUUAUUUUGGACGUAUAUUUAAUGUUUAUUGGAGUUAUUAUUUUUAGAUUUAUAACACGGGCUAAUGUUUUCUGUUUUUUUGCUUUUUAUUAUUAAUGUACUCACGUUUUUUUUUUUUAAUUUAUAAAUAAAACUAAAUGACGGCGGA